Colletotrichum spaethianum is the source of this 2049-nucleotide messenger RNA. Its product is annotated as alpha-dioxygenase 1. The coding region runs from base 1 to 2049 and encodes 682 amino acids. The transcript has 3 exons. NCBI's taxonomy places the organism in Eukaryota, Fungi, Ascomycota, Sordariomycetes, Glomerellales, Glomerellaceae. The record is from RefSeq and is a predicted model, not a curated record. Gene Ontology annotation, molecular function: peroxidase activity; oxidoreductase activity, acting on single donors with incorporation of molecular oxygen, incorporation of two atoms of oxygen; heme binding. Gene Ontology annotation, biological process: response to oxidative stress.
AUGACUUCCAUGAUCGUUGAGGGGGCGCUUGCCACCGGCAAGCAGUUCUUCGCCACGCUUCACUUUUUGUUCCUUGCUGUGAUGCAUGUCCUCACGCCCAUCUUCAAAGCCAUCUACAUUCGUUUCUGGAAGAUCGUCAACGCCUUCGUCCACUGGCACAAACUUCCUAAAUGGCUCGGUGUUUUCAACCUCCUCGCUUUGCGUUACGAGCUUCAGGAGAAGAACCUGUACGACACUUAUCCCAACGCCGAGUUCCAGGGUACCAAGAAAGAAUGCCCUAUGAAAGACUCCAAGUUCAUCUCCGCCAGACAUUCUGAUGGCUAUUUCAAUGACCUCGGUGCGCCAAAGAUGGGCUGCGCAGGUAUGAGGUUCGGCCGAAAUGUGCCGAGGAAGCACACCAAGCCGCCAAGUGAAAAGGAGCUUCUCACACCCAACCCGAGAGUAGUCUCGGAAAAGAUUCUUGCAAGACCCGACGGCGAAUUCAAGCCAGCAACGAUUGUGAACCUGCUAGCCGCUGCGUGGAUUCAAUUCCAGGUACACGACUGGGCACAGCACUUCUUCGAUACGAACAAGGAGACUUAUGUGGACAUUCCCUUGGGCCACGGCGAUCAGUGGUCCGAUGAAAGAAUGGACAUUCCCCGCUCCAAGAGGGCCAAACCUCUCUCAGAUCAAGAUUAUGAGACGCCUGCGUACGAGAACGAAUGCACACAUUGGUGGGACGCUUCCCAGAUCUACGGAUCUACCGAAGAAGAAACCCAAGCGCUCAGGGCCACUUGUGACGUAUCAACCCCUGGUCAGCUUUCAGUUACGAGCAAGAAGGGAGAGCAGUUCCUGCCCCGUGAGGCGGAUGGCAUCCCUGCAACAGGAUUCCGUCAGAAUUGGUGGCUCGGACUGGAGCUUCUACACACCCUCUUCGCUCUCGAGCACAAUGCUAUCGCCAAGCAGCUUCACAUGACGAAUCCCACAUGGUCCAGUGACAAGAUCUUCGACACUGCCAGAUUAAUCAACUGUGCUCUCAUGGCCAAGAUUCACACUGUUGAGUGGACACCUGGUAUCUUGCAGCACCCAGCCCUGCAGGUUGGUAUGGACGCCAACUGGUGGGGACUGCUGGGCGAAAAACUUUGGCACGUGUUCGGACGGGCUUUCGACAACAAGUCCACAGUCAUUUCCGGUAUUCCCGGCGCCGGCGUCAACCACGACGGCGCUCCGUAUUGCCUCACGGAAGAGUUCGUCUCCGUCUACCGCCUCCACCCUCUCAUCCCCGACAACAUCGCCUUUUUCAACGUCAAGAAUGGUAAACACGAGGGUACCCUGCCCAUCAAGGAUGUCGCCUUCGAAUCCGCUCGUAAGCCUAUGGACCCUAAAGCCGACUUCAAGGGUGGCCUGGGACUCAACAUUGCUGAUGCCUUCUACUCCUUUGGCGUCAACUACCCAGGUGCCAUUCGCGCCCACAACAUGCCCAACUUCCUACGUGACCUACAAAUCCCGGGUGACAAGGACUUUCCCGAGGGCCGACACAUCGACAUGGGUACCAUCGACAUUCUCCGUGAUCGUGAGCGCGGUGUCCCACGCUAUAACGCUUUCCGUCGCCUCUUCCACAUGCCCCCCGCACGCAGUUUCGUUGACCUCACUGGCGGUGAUGUCAAACUGGCUGCCGAGCUCAGUGACGUCUACCAAGGUGACCUGGAGAAGGUAGACCUUCUUGUCGGCACCCUCAGCGAGCCCCUACCUGAGGGCUUCGGUUUCAGUGACACCGCCUUCCGUGUUUUCAUCCUCAUGGCGACUCGCCGUAUCCAGUCUGAUCGUUUCCUUGCCGGCGACGGCUGGUGCCCCGAAAUUUACACCCGAGAGGGCAUCAACUGGGUGCAGAACAACACCAUGAAGGACGUACUAUGCAGACAUUUCCCCGAACUUGCUGCGCCUCUGCGCAACGUCGACAACGCUUUUGCUCCAUGGGAGAAGAUUGGCCAGACCGCAGACUACAAGGGCGUGGAGACAAACACGCCCAAGAAACUUGCUGCUAUGAGAGCCCAGAGCAGGAUUUACUGA